AUGCCUGCAAAAGUUUGUUGGCGAUGUCUCCCUGUAGGGGGUAUAACGCUUCUGAUGCUGAACUUGCAUUGUUAGCUUACUUUUCUGGUCUCAUGAGAGGACAGACGAAUGAAUAAAGUGGUGCUGCAGCGUGUAGUCACUCUUUUCACGUCGUACUCAAGGAAUGACGUGUGUACGAAUUUCAAAAUCUGCUGCUGAAAAACACAUCAAAUAUUACUGACAAGUUACUAAACAAGGCAGAACAAACGCUGUUCCGAUCAUCUGCUUGACAAGGUCACAUCACUUAUUAUGGUUAUAUUACCCGAGAACUGAACAUUUGCUUCCUCCUACAAACAAUAGCUUUUGGUGGCUGGAUGUCUUGUUUGCAGUGCCUGACUGCAUUUCCCUGGACAAAUUCCAUGUAUUAAGAAGCAUGACAAGGAUAUAGAAGAUCCCCAGCCUGUUGGAUUGAAGAGCCACUUUUCUAAUUUUGGAUGGUAAAAUAUUAACAUUUCCUAAAUGUUGAAUGCUAAAAGCUUUUAUAAGGUUAUAUUGAUGUUACAAAACCUGAUUUGGGAGAUAGAUCCAUAGCUUGCCUUUAGCCUUUUCUUUUUACCUUUCUUUCCUUCUUGCCCAUCCUUGUGUUCGCUCAUUUUUGGUCUGUUCUCCUGCUGAAUCGCUUCCCUUUUCUACUUUCCCACUUUAAGCAUCUUCUCUUUGCUUGAUCAGAGAGUCAUGGAACCUGUCCUAUCAGGCAAUGAGUGAGUUAAUACAUCUACUUCACGUCAUUUCAGCAUUGGUGACCGGAGGCUCUAGCCACCAUGGCAGGGCUUGGUAUUGGAGCACCGAUUGUGAAGGUGUAUCAUGAGAAAUCUAUCAUCUUACCAGAUGUGUCAAGGGUGCUGGCAUGCCUGUAUGAGAAGGAUAUCAAGUUUCAGACCCAGACAACCUCCUCUUUCAAGGGCCUACUUAGACUUCAGGCAUCGAGCCAUGUUCCAGUUCCAUUCGAUGACGGACUUACAUUCCUAGAAGAAUCAAGAGAAAUCUGCCGCUAUAUAGCAGAAACUUAUGACCAUCAGGGAUAUCCAUUCCUCCUUGGGAAGGAUUCCCUUGAGAGGGCUUCCAUCGAGCAAUGGCUCCACCAUGAAGAGCAUAAUUUCAACCCUCCGAGCAGAUCCUUGUUCUGCCACUUGGCCUUUCCCCUUGCUGAAGAAGAUGAUGAUAUUGAUUUGCAGAAGAGAAAGCUAGAAGAAGUUCUGGAGGUUUAUGAGCAAAGGCUGGGUGACAGUGAAUUCCUUGCUGGGAACAAAUUCACUCUUGCCGACCUAGUACACCUGCCAAACUCCCACUACAUCACGGAAUCUGACAAGUUUGCCUACCUAUAUGACUCGAGGAAGAAUGUGCAGAGGUGGUGGAAUGCUAUUUCUACCCGGAAGUCGUGGCAGAAUGUGCUGACGGAUAUACAGGUGGUGGAGCAGCAGCGCAAACAGGAGGAAUUUGAGAAGCAGCAGCAACGGCAGUGGCUUAGAGAGCGUCCUCCAAACACCAGACGCAAGAUUCGUCUAGACUCUCGGAAGCAAACCAGCACAAAACCUCAGACAAUAUUGGUUCCUUCUCCUGUCGAUAUUAUCUCGACAUCUCCCACGGCUUCCCAAGUGGAGAAGCCUUUUCCUACCAAAACUUUCCCUGCUGAGGCACUAUCUACUCCUACCACUCAUAAAUCUCCAUCUGUCCAAAGCAAACACACUACUGUUUUUACUACACAUCGAGAAACUCCAGCAGCCCCAGUCCAAAGUACUCCUAGACUUCCUGGAUAUUCUCACAUUCCUGUUCAAAGUACAAGCAACUCCUUUACCCCAGCCACCUCUCCUACCACUGCUGAAAAUCCCUCUAGAACAAGUGCUGAUAAGUCUAAAACUAGAGGUCUCUCACUUCCUUCUGAAGCCACUGAAAUAGACCUCCCUGGUAACUCCAAGCGAAGUUCAUCCAAAGAAGUAUCUCAUAACCUCCGUGUCUUUAAUUUCUACGAGGCAAGCAGCCAUACUGAUGAAGCAGAACCUUAUACUGAACCCACUCCACAAAAAUCUUCAGAAGUACUGGACAGGAUCUCUGGAACUGAUGGUCCCAGCAAUGCCACUGAUCAUGUCAAAACCGGUGCAAGAUCAGCCAAAGAAGAUUCUGGUGCAUCAGAUUUCUGGAUUGACAACACAGCCACCAAUGCUGAUACCCUGGAUAAGAAAUCUGAUGGAUAUACUGAAACCAUUUACGGCAGAUCUACUGAUCAGAGAGCUACAUAUACGUCUCCUGGGAAGCAUGGUUCAACUGAAGCACAUCAGAAACUGCAGACUGAGGAGUGGCAUCGUACUGCAGCUGGUUUGAGUAAUCUAAAGGGAGAAACUGAUUAUUCAAUGCCUACUCAGCAAGUAAAACCUGGCAAAGAUGUGCGAAAUGGCUCAUCACAAGAUUCAGAGCAAAUAAUCACUCAUCCUCUUGCUGAAGAACCAGUGAGCAUGGAUAGGCAACUGGUUCAAGGACCGGGAAUGACACCUCGAACACCAUACACUGAUCAGAAAAAAGAUGUUUCUUCUAUGCUUUGGCAAAAAACUGCUGAUGUUCGAGGAAUUGCUGAGGAGGACAAAGCAUCGUCUGACAAUACAGAUGCUGUACUGUCCUCUUAUGCACGAAAACAUGCCGAGGAAACAAAGCGUGUAAAAGAUGAAGAUACUCAAUCUAUACCAUUCCAAACAGCAUAUGAUGAUGCUCAUGAUAUCGCCCAGGAAGCAAGAGAAACUGCAUCUGCACCAAGGCGGAGGACUCAAGAUGCAUAUGAUACCUCUGAAGUAAUAGAAACCUACCACUCUUCAUCAUCUAGACCACAACCUAUCAAUGUUCCACAGCAUGCUGCUCCUCCAUCCAAGCAAGCAGCAUCUAAAGGCCCUCGCCGUGCAACCGCACCAUACCCAGCUGCUCAAGAAUUCAUCAAGCAAGGUAGGGAAAGUCCUGCAUCAAGGUCAACAGUACGUCAUGAUACCCAAGGCAGCACUGAAGAAGAGACUGGGGAAUCUUCAGCAUCCAAAGCACAUCCAUCGGGUUCUGGUCUGACUGAUGCUCGUCCACUGAAGGAAUUUUUGGAUGAAGAUCAUUAUGGUUCAGUUGCACCAUUGCAAACAGGAUAUGCUCCAAAGCAGAUGAUAUCUCAAGAUGCCUCUGAAGAAAUGAAGAUGACUGAUUCUGCAUCAUUUGAAGCACAAACAUUCGAUCAUCAACAAGCUGGCGCUCCUCCACAACAACAACGACCAGCUGAAGAUGUCCAAACUACUGCUUCACCAUGGAAGAAAAGAUAUUCUGCUGGUGAAGAUACCACUAAACAUUCUAAAGAUGCUGCUUCUAGGCCAGGGCGAAUGGCGGCUCAAGAAGUUCAGGACAACUUUAAAGAAACUAAGGCUGGUGAUUCCUUGUCUACCAGAGAACCGCCUUCAGAUACUUGGCGAGCUCAUCCUGCUCUCCCAAGGCAUCAAGUAGCUGAUGAUCACAGCACAACAGCACCAACCCAAAAGAGAUAUCCUGGCACAAGAGGCACCAUCAAGGAAGUGGAAGAGAUCGCUUCUAUGCCACGACGAAUGGCAGGUGAAGAUGCUAAAGAAGCAUUGGAAGAAACAAAGUUUGCCGAGGCUGCAUCACCUGAAGCUCAACCUUUGUAUUACCAGAGAACUGAUGCUCCUUCGCGCAAGCAAGAAGCAAUUGAAGACCGACUUGGUGCAACUUCACCAUUAGAAAGAAGAUAUGCUGAUGCCAAAGAUACCACCAAACAUUCUAGAGAUACUGCCUUACCAAGAAAAAUUGUGGGUCAAGAUGCUGAAGACACCUCUGAAGAAGCAGAAGCAGAAGCUCGUAAGUUUAGAGCACAACCUCAAGAUGCUCGGCGAGUUCCAACUACUCCAUCAAAGCAAGCAGCUGAAGAUGCUCUUAGUGUGAGCCGAUCAUCCCCCAAAAGAUAUCCAAGAGCUGAAGAAACCAGCAAGCAACCUAGAGGCAUUGCUCCUAAACCAACACAUAUAGCAGCUCAAGAUGCUAGGGAUAUCUUUACAGAGUCAAAGGUUGCUGAUUCCACACCAUCCAUAGAGCAACCUUCAGAUUCUCGAGUGGCUGCUUCCUUCGAAAAGCAAGAAAUUCCUGAUGCUCGUAACACAAGUGCAUCAUUCCAAAAGACAUACCCUGAUGUCAAAGGCGCCACCAAGAAAUCAAAAGUUACCUUUGAAGAAACAGAAAGUCCUGAUUCUGCAUCAUCACGAGUGCAACCUUUGGAUACUCGGAGAGAUUAUGCUCCAUCUUGGAAGAAAGAAGCAACCGAAGCUCCUCGUGCAACUUCACCAUUAAAAAAGAGAGACUCCUAUGUUGAAGACACUGCCAAACGCUCCGGUGGUGCUCCUAAGCCAAGGCAAAUGGUGGGUCAAGAUACUCAAGGCACCUAUGAAGAAACAAAGGCCAGUGAUUUUGGGUUGCCCAGAGAACAAUCUUCAUAUACUUGGCAAGCUACAAAUACUCCAACGGAGAAAGUAGCAACUGAAGAUGAUCCUGGCCGCACUCCACCAUCUGAAAGAAAUGCUCCAAGUGAUGAAGACACCACCACGCGACCUAGAGGCACCGCUUCAGCACCUAGGCGGACAACUGCUGGAGAUGCUAGUGGCUCAUUUCAAGAGUCAAAGCCUGCUGAUUCAGUGUCAUCUAGGGAGCAACCUUUGAGUGCUCGGCAACCAGUUGUUACUCCAUCAAGACAAGAGACAGAAGAUUCUCUUAGCAAAAUUUCAGCAUUCCACAAGACUCGUCCUUUCGUUGAAGAUAGCACUAGGCCAGCUGUAGACACUGUUUUUGGGCCAAGGCAAGUUGGGGCUGAAGAUACUAAAGACAUCACUGAAGAAGCAAAGGUUCCUGAUUCUGCAUCAUCUGUCGGAGCAAGACCUACUUUCACUCCGCGAAAUGCUCAUCCUCUGUCAGAGCAAGCAGAGGUGGAAGAAGAUGAGGAAACCAGCAAGAAACCUAGAGGCGCUGCUUCUAAACCAACACAUAUAGAAGCUCAAGAUGCUAGGGAUAUCUUUACAGAGUCAAAGGUUGCUGAUUCAGCACCUAGGCAGACAACUGUUGGAGAUGCUAGUGGCUCAUUUCAAGAGUCAAAGCCUGCUGAUUCAGUGCCAUCUAGGGAGCAACCUUUGAGUGCUCGGCAACCAGUUGUUACUCCAUCAAGACAAGAGACAGAAGAUUCUCUUAGCAAAAUUUCAGCAUUCCACAAGACUCGUCCUUUUGUUGAAGAUAGCACUAGGCCAGGUGUAGACACUGUUUUUGGUCCAAGGCAAGUUGGGGCUGAAGAUACUAAAGACAUCACUGAAGAAACAAAGGUUCCUGAUUCUGCAUCAUCUGUCGGAGCAAGACCUACUUUCACUCCGCGAAAUGCUCGUCCUCUGUCAGAGCAAGCAGAGGUGGAAGAAGAUGCUCGGGACAAAGACAGAGAAGGUAGAGAAACUUUUUCUGCGCCAAAGAAAAUGGUGUCCAGAGAUUCUGAAGACUCAUAUGGAGAAAGAAAGACUCCGCAUUCUGCGUCCACUGAGCAACUUUUGGAUAAUCUGCAAACUAGUUCUCCAUUAAAGCAGGCAGCAGCUGAAGAUUCCCGUGGUGCUACUAAGGGAGCCAAAGAGUCGCUCGUUGAUGAGACAAAGCAUUCUCGAGGUUUUAAAGGUGCCAGCAAGAAACCUGUAGGCACCUUUGAAGAAACAAAAGACCCUGGCUCCAGAUUGCCCACAACACAACCUGUGAGUGCACAAGAUGCUCAACACACCGGUAGAUCAUCUAGAACACCAACUGCUGAGCAAUGGAAAGAUGCUCCAACACAACUCCAGUCAAAUCUUCAAGAGGAAGCGAAAUCAUCAUCUGCCCGUCAGAAAGGUUUGGGAUCCUCACCAUCAGAGUCAGAAGCUGGAGAUGAUAAUCAGGCCAUCAUGGGCGAAAAAGUAUUUUCACCCGAGCAGCUUAGGAAGAUGCCCAAGGAAAGUCGAUCAGCAUCAUCCAAAGCACAACCUGCAGAUUCUCUGAGCCUUACCAAGGUGGAGAGAAUGCCUUCUGUUUAUCAGGAGGACCAUCUGGUUGCACCAGACAGCCGUAAGCAACCUCAAACCCUCCCAACUUCUGUGAGAGCAGAUGGCUCUACACCAAAGCAUCAACAAGGUCCUGUCAUUCCAUCUACUUCUGAAGAGAAAUCAACUCCUCCAACUCCACCCAGAGCAAAAGCUCACAGUGACCAUACUACUGAAGAGCCAGUUAAAAGAGACACUCUUGAUGAUCCAAAAGGAGCAGCACUCCUAUCAGGCCGAGAACCAACUUCCCAAGUCCAACAUGCCACUGAACCAACUCCUGAUGGAGAUUUGUCUAGCAAACCAUCCACCAUUGAUAAAUGGCGACUCGCAUCUGCGCCAAUACAAGGUGUAACCCCUAAUUCUGGUGAUAGUGUGCUGGGUGUGCCUACCAUUGAUCAGAAGCCAACACCAAUGAGUCAACAAUCGGUACCCAGUGCUCAGGGUGCCAAUGAGAGUGUCAAAAGAGAACAAAGAAUGGUACCAUCUGCACCAGCAGGAGCUCAAACACCUGAAGUUCAGCAUGCUCCACCAUCAUUCGCUGGAGCUGACAUGGCUGAAAGAGAUGGAGAGCCAGUACAAAUGCAAGCACCAACCCUGCAUGCUCGUCCUCCUUCAGUGCCUACCAGAAGAGCAUCUCCUGAUGCUCGUGACACUGGUGACAACGAGUUCGCUAGCACAUCUGAUGCCCAAAGAUGGAAGGCCUUGAAAGCUAAACAUGAUUCAGCCAUGAUUGAUGAAAAUGUCCCAGAUGCCAGUUUGUCAACUCAUGAUGCUAGUGAAGCUCAAGUUUCAGACUCUCUGCCCGGUUCAACAGCAACCCCUGUGAAUGCUCGACCUACCAGUGUUGAUAAGCUUGUCGAAAGAUUAGCACCUGAUCAAGGGGGGAAACCACCUGAAUCAGCUCAAGCAGAAACACGUUUUGAUGCUCCAGGUGACUCUGUAUCACCCCAAGGUGUACCUAGUGAUGCCUUGGACGAAACCAAAAUUGCCAAGCCAUCCUCAACUGGAGGCAUGGGACCUACAGCUGGAUCAGCUUCAACUUUGGAGGCCCAACUUGCUGAACACAAAUUUGCUCCAGCAGAUAAAAGAUCAGCUCGUGCUGCACAACCCCUGUCCUCUGUUGAAACAAGGAAAGAAGAUUCUAGUGUUUCUGCAGCUGAUCAAACUAAGAAACCACAGACAAUUUUUCGUCAAGAAUCAAGGCCAUCUACACCAAUCACAAAACAAGUACCAUCCUCAAAUGCCUACCAUGAUACAAGGAAAAUCCAGCAAGUCACUCUUGAUAAUCUUUCUAUGGAUGAUUCACCAACACCACAUGUUCCAAGUUAUGAACAAGUUUCCCAUACACCACAAACAAUCCCUAGUGAAAGAGACAUGACACGUACACCAGACACAGGUGGCUCUCCAGCUUCAGAUACCCAAAUCGCUUCAGAAAAAUUGCAGGAAGCCAUUCCUGAUAAUUAUCGCCCUGAUGAGUUAACAGUGCCAUCUCCCUCAAGUGAAAAACAAGGUUCCUAUGCUGGAUCCUCUACUGAACCGCAUGACGGACCAUCUCAUGAUGCUCACGGUGCUGCAGAUGACAAGGACAUAACUAAAUAUCCAUCUAAGCAAGCACCAGUUUUAGAAUAUAGGCCUGAGACAUCAGACGAUAGUUAUGUUCGUCCCACCAGCGGUGAUGAGCCAGGAAUUUCGCCUGGUCAGGGUGCAGAAUCACCUACAGCAGCUCAAGCAACAAAUUCUGAGGAUCGACAUAAUGAAGUAUUUCCUGCUGAAAAGAAAUCCACCGUAUCAGAUCAAGAUUCAGUUCAUUCUGUCCAACAACAUUCCCCAGCUGAGACCAGGAAAGGAGAGACUAUUGUUGCUGCAGCUGAACAGACACUGCCAACAAACAUUGGGCAGCAACACACACAUGACAUGAGAGAUGAUCCAGCCUCAUAUUUUGUGCCCGCCGAAGAACCUUCUGAUGCUCAAAGUGGUAGACCUGACGAAGUAGUCCUUGCUGAACAGAAAUUCACCUCAUCAGAUCAAGAUACACAACUGACAUCCUCUGUUGAGCCAAGGAAUGAAGAGAUUAGAAAUUCAACUCGUUCUGCACAACCACUUUUUCCUGCUGAAGAUUAUCAAACCAAUGAUCCACAAACAACUAUUGGUCAACAAGACAUAGCGCCUAUACCAGGACCAUCAAAAUCUCCAUCCUCAGGGAAAUUUCAGGAGGUUGCUCCUGAUGAUAAUCACACUGUUGAGUCACUUCCAAACCAAGGACAGAUCUCUCGCGCUAAACCUUCUUUUGUACUCUCUGAAGGUCCAACCCAUGAUUCUCAUAAUGACAUCAAUAAAAAUACCACGAAACUACCAUCUAGCCAACCACAAAGCUCAGACCCAAGACCUGAUCCCACACAAAACCGCAGUGAUGAGGCUCCCACAAAACAACAUGCAGAAACUCAAGCACCACCACCUCUCGUGGGUCCAUAUGACUCUAAAUCCAGCCAAAAUGGAACUUCUGAUACCUUAGGCAAAGCCGAAUCACCAGAACCAUCAUCUAUAGAUCAAGAAGCCAUGAAUUCAGCAUUAACUCCUGACACUCAUCUUGGUAGUGCACCACGGGAAGUAACUCCUGCCGGACAGAAGUUACUCUUGAAAGAUCAAGAUUCUGCCCAUCCCACAGAAAAGUCUUCCUCGAGUGAACCAGCAAAAGAACAAACUACUUUUGCUGCACCUAAUGAAGCCAAGACGUCACCGACAAUCUUCAGUCAACAAGACAUAGCUCUUGCACAAACCAAGAUGAAAGACCCAUCUUCAGGUUCACAAUAUGUUCCACAGAGGCUUCAGGAAAUCACUCCCGAGGAUCAACGUACCACUGGGUCGACUCCAAUGCAACAGCAAGUUCCUCAUUUUGAACACAUUUCUAAACCUAAUGACGGACCAACUCCUGAUCCGCAUGGUGCCUUUGUCAAAGAACCCAUGGCACAUACAACAAGCCCGACACCACAUGUCCAAUAUGGUAUGGCGCAAACUGGAUUAUCCCCUGAUGAAGAGAAACCUGACAUAUCAGAUAAAGAUUCAGAGCGUCAAACACAGCUGCGUUCCUCUGCUGAAUCAAGGAAAGAAGAGAGAGAUGUCGAUGCAUCUGAUCAAACCAUAAUGCCUGCACCACACACAGGUCAAUCUUUAGGGGAAGUUCUGGAAGUUAGUCCUGACACUCAUCAAUCCAGUGAGUUGACUAGACCAACUAUACCGAGCCGUAAACAAGAUUCACAUGAAGGUCCAAACUCUGAUGCACAUCGGGCUGUUGCUGAUGAAAAUAGACGGCCACCUCUGGUCAGCCAAGCACGCACUUUAGAGACUGGACUUAAUUCUGCACCAUUCAGUGAUGAUGUUAUUCCUACCAGUGGUGAUGAGCCAGUCACGGGACUUACAAAUGAACAAAAGAAGCAGACACCGGAAGCAUUUCAAGCACCUCUACCUCCUGAGGCUCUGUAUGACUCCAUAUAUCCUAAAAGUGUAUCUGCGGAUGCCUUUGGUGAAGUUGGGCCUCUGAAAGCAACUGGUAAAGUAACCCCUGCUGAUCAAAGGAUAGCUCCAUCAGAACCACUUCCGGUUGUUGAGUCGAGAAAAGAGUCUACUGGUGCUGAAUCUGAAGAAAGCAAAGUGUUUCAACCAGUUACUGGCCAGAAAGACAUUAGGCAUGCACCGGGUAUUUCAGAAAGUGUCCUUGAUGAUGAUCGCAACAAGGAACCAUCUUCAAGGGAAGAACAUGUUUCUCAUGAUCAAAGUGCUUCUGAACCACGUGAAGGAUCACCUCCCAGUGUGCAUCGAGGCUCUCUCGACGAGAAGACAACUCCACCUUCAAGUAAAGCACAUAGUUCAGAUCCAAAGAUUGAUGCUCUACCAAAGAGUGUUGAUGUUAAUCCUAGCAGUGGCGAACAGCCAACUACACGAUCUUCACAUGGUCAUGGACUAACUAGGUCACCACCACUUCAUGAGUCUCUAGUCUACCCUGAAUCCAACGAGGAUGUACCUGAGUUUUUCAAACCACCCUCUGCUAAUGAAGAGGUCACGUCACCUAAAGUAGUCCCAGCAUCAGCACCAGAUACCAUGCUUGGUACAACAUCCGAUGAAAUAGCUCCUGACAGACUAAACUUGCCUUUGCCAGCUCAAGAGUUAGCUCGUUCUGCACAACAGCCUCUCUCUGUUGAGCCAACAAAAGAAAAAGGUAUUGUUACUUCAUCCGAUCAAACCGAUGAGUCACGGACAAUAAUUGGUCAAGGAAGAGUAACUCCUUCCACAAAUAAAGAAAAAACUCCAUUCGAUCUUCAAGGCAGUGAAUUAGCAAAACCACCUAAUGAGGACCAACAAGUUCGUGCUGGAAGUGCUUAUGAAGAGCAUGAAGGACCAAACCGCGACGCACGUGGUGCUGUUGAUGAAAAGGUGCCACAUCCAUCUAGCCAAGCAGGAAGCUCAGACAGUGUGCCUGAUUCAGCAACAAUAAGUGGUGAUACCCAUCGUACAAAUGUUGAUGUGCCUGAUCAAGAACUCCUGACGCCUAUACCUGAAGAAAAACCAAAGCAGCAGCAGAAAAUUGGUCGGUCCAGCACUAGAUCAUCCGAAGAUGACAGCAUAGAAGCCCGCAGAACUGCAAACCCUAACAUCUUAACAAGAUCUGGAAAUAUACAACAGCCACCAGUCAAGGAAAGCAUGCAGGAAGCUCAAGUAUCCAGAAACCAACAACAUGCUGACCAAGUAGUCUCUCAAUCAACACAGGAAAAUGAAAUGCAAAUUAAAGAAACAGAGGCACAAGACAAUGGAUCUGAUGAGCCUGAAGAUUCAGCACCAAUCAGUGGUACAAGUAGUGAUGGUCCAACCACAAGUUCUUUACCUGAUUCACAGUCACAACCUCCACCAGGAACUCUGAAUGUACCUGCUGUUUUCUUGGAAAAGAUAGAGCCACCAAGACGACCUAUGACUAGCCCAGCACCAGCUCCUGAUACUCAGCAAGAUGGAGAUUCAACUCAGUCUCCACAGUUGUCUCCCUCUGUUGUAUCAAGGAAGCAUGUUGCUGAUGCUAAUCAAACCGAUGUACCACAGGCAGGCCUGAGAGUGCCCGGAAGUUCAGAUGCUACACUUUCUUCACAUAAAAUACAAGAAUUUAUUCCUGAUGCUUCUGUCACCAAGUCAGGGAAACAACUUCUUCCCAUGACAGGUACAGAUCCAGUUCAGCAACCGCGUGAAGCUUCCGUUGAUUUGUCCAGCGAUGGGAAACCCACUAUGAUCAGAGGUAAGCAGGCCAACACAGCAUCAAAUGUCAGUCUCUCAGCCAGCCAAGAAGUUGGUCUAUCUGAAAAUAGUGCAGUUAAAAGACCGUUCUCUGAGGAGUCAGUAUCAUUGUUUUCUCAAAAGAAUCUCGAAAGAACAUUACCGGCAGAAAAAUCGAAGCAGAAGCAGCAAACUGACCAAUCCAGCACUAGGUCAUCUAAUGAUGAGAGCGUAGAAGCUAGUGGAACAGCGAACCCUAACAUCUUAACAACUGGAGAUUUACAGCCUUCACCACUCAAGGACAUCAUGCAUGCAACUGAAGGAUCUAGAAACCAAGAACAGGCUGAAGAGGCUGUAUUUCAGUCGACACAGGACAACGAAAAACAAAUUCAAGCAAAUGUGGCACAAGAAAUCGGAUCUUACAGGCCCGAAGAGAUUAAGCCUGAUUCAGCAUCAGCCAGUGGUGAUACUCGCCGUACAAGUGGUCAUCUGCCAGCCACAAGAUCCUUACGGGAUUCACAGGAACAGCCUCCUACAGGAGCUCCGAAUGUACCUGCUGUUUUCUUGGAAAAGAUGGAGCCACCAAGAGUACCCUCCACCGAUGAAGAACUCAUGACAUCCAAGACUAGCCCAGCCCUAGGUCGAGAUGCUCCGCAAGGUCUAGAUUCAACUCGUUCUCCACAGUUGCCUCCCUCGGUCAUAUCAAGGAAAGAUGUUGCUAAUGCUGAUCGAACCAAUGUAUCACAAGCAGGCCUGAGAGAGCCGGCUACUUCAGAUGUUACACGCCCAUCAGUGGAAACACAACAAAUUAGCCCUGAUGCUAAUCUCGCCAAGUCAGAGAAACCAGUUCUUUCUGUUGAAGGUUCAAAUCUAGUACAGACUGCACAUGAAGCUUCCUUCGAUUUAUCAAGCGUUGAGAAACCCAAUAUGAUAAAAGGUGAGAAGGCUAACACAAUAUCAAAUGUCAGUCUCUCAGCCAGCCAGCCAGUUGGCCAAUCAGAAAAUAGUGCGGUUAAAGGACCACUCCCUGGAGAUUUAGUAUCAUCAUUUUCACAAAAGAACUUUGAAAGAACCUUACCUCAAGAAAAAUCGAAGCAGCAUCAGCAAACGGACCAGCCCAGCACUAGAUCAUCUACAGAUGACAGCAUAGAAGCCAGUGGAAUCAGAAGCCCUAACAUCUUAACGACAUCUGGAGAUGUACGACCAUCACCACCCAAGGAAAACAUGCAGGCGGCUCAAGGAUCCAGAAACCAGGAACAGACUGGCCAAACUGUCGUUCAGUCAAUGCAGGACACCGAAAAGCAAAUUGAAGAAACUGAGGCACAAGACAAUGGAUCUGACGAGCCCAAAAGGAUUAGGCCUGAUUCAGCACCAAUCAGUGGUGAUGCUGGCCGUACAAUUGAUAAUGGGCCAGGUACAAGUUCUUUCCGUGAUUCACGGGCACAGCCUCCUGCAGGAUCUCUGAAUGUACCUGCUGUUUUCUUGGAAAAUGUCGAUUCACCAAGACUGCCCUCCACUGAUCAAGAAACCAUGACAUCUAUGACUAGCCCAGCACCAGCUCCAGAUUCCCGGCAAGGUACCGCACCACGUGAAGCAGCCACUGAUAAAGAUUCAACUCAAUCUCCACAGUUGUCUUCCUCUGUCGUAUCAAGGAAAGAUGUUGCUAAUGCUGAUCAAACCAAUGUACCACAAGCAGGCUUGAGAGAGCCCGCAAGUUCAGAUACUGCACGCCCUUCAGUGGAAAGACAAGAAAUUAGCUCCGACGCUAAUCUCGCCAAGCCAGCGAAACCACUUCUUCCUAUGACAGGUGCAGAUCCAGUUCAGCCUCCUGAAGCUUCAUUUGACUUGUCAACUGAUGGGAAACCCACUAUGGUCAAAGGUGAUCAGGGCAACACAGUACCAAAUGUCAGUCUCUCAGCCAGCCAAGCAGCUGGCCAAUCUGAAAAUAAUGCAGUUAAAGCACCGCUCUCUGAAGAUUUAGUAUCACCAUUUUAUCAAAAGAGCCUCGGAGGAACAUCAACUGAAGAAAAAUCUAACCAGAAAACUGAAAGGUCCAACACUAGUAGAUCAUCUAAAGAAGACAACAUUGUUGAAGCCAGGGGAACUACAGACCCAAACAUCUCAACAUCUGGAGAUAUUCUGCCCCCACCACUCAAGGAAAGCACACAGGCAGCUGAAGGAUCCAGAGACCAACGACCGGCUGACCAAGAUGUCUUUGAAUCAACACUGGACGAUGAAAAGCAAUUUGAAGAAACCGAGGCACGAGUCAUUGGACCCGACGAGCUGUAUGACACGAAUCUCCAGAAAAGUACGAAUCAGAACAACAAUGUACCAUCUCAAAUGGAUGCUUUGGAACAACCCAGAGAACGUGUCCCUGCGGUUCAGCCACGGAGCAAUGACACAUACACUGGUUCUGAACAAACUAAAGAAGCACCAGGUAGGAUCCCCGAAGACAAGAAAUCUGACAGCAGCUCGAGAACUUCUGAAGAAUCCGAGAAACAAGUACAGACUGAAGGAAAAAAUCAAGGUGGUGAAACCAAGGCAAUAGCCUCUAGGACUGAGCUGCCUGAAGGAAGAGAUCUCCCAUCAAGAAAUGAGGGUGUCAGUAGUAAAUCUCAGACAGAAACCCCGUACAAACUGGACGAACAAACUUCCUCUGGUAUUCAGAACAGGGACACAAACUCCAGCAAAUUGGGUGGCUCAACCGAUGAAAUGAGGUCUGCCGAUACGGAUGAUAAUCCUCCAUCCCCAUGAAAUUCAGUCAACCGACGCAUGAUACUGGAGUGUAGUACUGAAUAAAUAUGAACGAGAAGUCUGUUUGGAGACUCAAAGUUUCUCGCUUCUUCAUUUGUUGCUUCUUUUUUCUGGUAAUAAUAAGGCCCAUUCUGUUGUCAUCCUUGGAGGAUGCCAUUUUCAUGUACUUUAUCCGUUCUUUUGUUGAACAUGGUGGCUUACUCGUUCGUGAAAGUAAUUGUAUU
Lolium rigidum is the source of this 14335-nucleotide messenger RNA. Its product is annotated as mucin-12-like. The record is from RefSeq and is a predicted model, not a curated record. Lineage: Eukaryota; Viridiplantae; Streptophyta; Magnoliopsida; Poales; Poaceae. Gene Ontology annotation, cellular component: cytoplasm. The coding region runs from base 801 to 14111 and encodes 4436 amino acids. The transcript has 16 exons. Gene Ontology annotation, molecular function: glutathione transferase activity; glutathione binding.